GAAUUGUCAAAAAAUUAAUUGAGUCACUAGUCCUUUCAAAAUACUUUUUUUUUUAAUUUUCUCUACAAAAAUUUAAUAAAUCAAAUACCAGUAGCUUUCAUCCCGCGCAAUUUUGAAUUUUCGGCUUAAAUUUUCACAAAAUUUUUGGUUUUGUUUUGCAAAGACUGGAUUCUAAAUUUAUAUGAGAAAUUUUGAUUGGUUGGCUUUUUUCUAACGGUGGAGCCUAACAUUUGUGCUAAAGCUUGUAUAUUACGAUGGAAUGUGAAACUCGCGAGGAAUUUUUCGUGCUCCCCCUAGCGGAAAACACAGCAAUUGAGGUUUGCUGAAGUUUGUAACGUUUAGUGCCUCUUCGUCGUCUUUUCUUCGUUUUAGAAGUCCAAAAAAUGCACAGAAUCUGACUCAGAUCACCCCCCAAGUGUCUGUUCCAACUUUUAUGUUCAAUCAUAAAAGAUUCGGAUCACAUGUGCCGUGCGUAAACCAUCGACAACCGUCUAAAUGGGUUCGUUACAACAACCCAACCGUUUCCGCCCUUUCAACCAAACCACUCCUCAAAGCGCCUUUCCUCAAAGCUUGAGUGGUAGUGAGACUGAUAUUUCCACCUCAAAUGAGAACCUCUCGAACGAAGAAAAGUACGUGAUUCGUCACACCGCCCGUCAGGAGCCCCAAGGCCAGGAAAACCAGCAAGCCUCAAAUCGCAGUUCCCUGCGAGACAGCCUCCCCUCAAACCGCAGUUCACUGGAUGUCUCCUCCUCCUCCUACAACACUCUCAUCAUACACAGUGCGGGGGAUGAGCCCUGGACAGGUAACGCCUCUCACGUGACCAUUUCCCCUCACAUCGCCAUUACAGGUCGCAACUCCGGGGUGAGGGACGGCGACGCCUACCACCCCCACCAAUCCUCGAAUUUGUACGAUCCCAAACUCUCGCCCAAUCAGAAGCGAAGCUCGGCUUCACCUCGCACGAGCUUCGACGGAAACACUCGAAUCUAUGAUACUGGGGUCCAGGAAAUCACCGAAAUCCCCGACGAUUACCUCAGCCAAUCGUCGGUCCUCAAACAUUUAGCCAAAGAAGUCAAAGUUCCCUCGCCCUUCGACAAUCCGCCCCCUGAAUACCCCAAGUGGGCCGACAAAUCCCCAUUACAAGCGGUGGUGCAUCGAAAUAACAUCAAUAAUGAAAAAUUGACACUCUCGAAAUCCCAACCCGACUUGUCCAAAGUGGGCGUUCCUAAAGGGGCGUCCGAUUUCGAUGGUUUCCGACGGGGCGUGUCGGCGCCGAGACCACCCACAAAAGGGAGGGAGGAGUCGGAAACAGGGGGCGGGGAAUUGUGGCCCUCAGCCGAAAUGGUCGAAAUACUCAUCAAGGAGAACAGUGCCUUGAAAAUCGAAUUGGAAAAUUGCUACAAAAGGGUUGCAAAGACACAAAAGCUUGAGCAAGAAAUUCUCAAAGUGCACAAGGCACAGGAAGAGCUAGUCCAGUCAUGUGAACGCAAAGAACGCCUCGAAAAAGCCGCUAGAGGGCGCUUGCAGAAUGACAAUCGGAGAUUACAAGAGUUGAAUCGGGCCUUACGUGAGCAAGUUGAUUUGUUAUCAACCCAAAUGAUGUCAAGGUCACCAGCCCCCGACUCAGGUUCACCCGAUUGUCUCCGAAGAGAGUUAAGCAAAAGGGAGGUGUUGAUAGCUCAGUUGAUUCAACAGAACAAAGAACAUGUCGCUGCGAAAGAACGACAAGAAAUCGAGUUGGCCGCGCAACGAGUCACUCUGCAGGAACAAAGGACCCAUAUCGAUAUUCUAGAUACCGCACUUACCAACGCUCAGGCUAAUGUCGUCCGUUUGGAGGAAGAAUGCCGCAAGAAGCAAGUGUACGUCGAACGCGUGGUUCAACUGCAGAGGGCGCUGUCGUCGCUCCAACUCGCGAGUGAUCGUCGCGAGCAAACCGAACGCAAAUUGCGUUUACAGCUCGAGCGCGAGUUACAGCGCACGAAGUUGGCGCAAGGGGAGGGUGGUAAGAGUGGAUGGGAUUCCCCGAAUGGUUCCGGUAACGAAUCACCGUCUGAAUUAAAACGGCGCCUGCGCGAGAAAGACGAAAAGAUUAUGCAAUUGGAGGGGGAUUGUACUAAGUGGGAGCAGAGGUAUUUAGAGGAGAGUGCGUUGAGACAAGCAGCAAUCGAUGCGGCGAGCAUCCCCAAGGAUGCAAAGAUUGCCGCCCUGGAGAAGACGAGUCAAGAGACGGAAAAAAUCAUCGCCGAGGCCAGAAAUGAGAAAAUUCGACACAUGGAUGAAGUCCAUGCGGCCCAAAAGAAGGUUGCUGAUUUGGAAUCACGAGUGAAAGAUCUCGAAUCGAAGUUGGCCGAACGCGACGCCAUGAUUAAAGUAUUGCAGAAACAUACGUAUGAUAAGGACGUAUCGAGUAUGCUGGGGCGGUCCCCCCACCAUACGCCCCACCCCAGUCUGGGCGGAGCUGAUAUCGAUCACGUGUUGGGAACGGCAGUGUCAAGGGAGGAGUUAGUCAGUAGCGUCUUGACAAGUUCCACCGGUUUCGGUUCGGGAAAUUCCUACGCCGGGAGUGAUUCUUCCUACCACAUGCCUUCCUAUACCAAAUACGAAAAUAAAAGUUUCGAUUCGACGAAACAAAGUUUGGAUAAUCAACUAAAAGAAAUCGAUAGUCAACUCGAUUCGCAACUGUUGAGCAAGCGGGGUCUUUGCUGUUUUCCAGGAUUCACUAAUCCAGUCACUGCGCAGAGAAAAGGAAAAAUACCCAAGCCACUAUUGGCGGGUGUGACCGGCGGCGGCGCUGGGGGCGGAGUUGCGAUGUACGAGCCGGGCGCGAUGCUCCUAUUGGAGAAACAAGGCCGUGCCUCCCAGCAGCAACGCAUGCAAGACACUGCCGAUUCCUCUCCGCGUUGCCCCGCCCCCAGCUCGCUGCCGCGUCCCCCUCGCCCUUCCCACCGCAGUGGUCUGCCGCGCCGUCUCGGCGACUACAAUAGGCUAGCCGAAGGCGAGACUCCGCCCCGAAAGAAGUCAGACGGUGGAGAUUCGCUCAGUUCCAAUGCUAGUAGUCGGAGGGCGUCACCGGCGCGGUCGUUAAUCCCGCCCCGAAAACUGGGCGAGUACGGGAGGCUGUCGGAGAGCGGCGGUUCGAGCGCUUCGCUCCGCAAACCGACCAAUCAGAGAUCAAGAAGCGGCGGUGAAAGAGACUCCGCCUCUACACUAAGCGAUAACUCGGCCAGUUCCUUGCCAACGCCCUCAAAAGUCAGGCUUUUCGGAGGCGGAGCGAUGAGAAGAGGCGGGUCAUUAGGGCGGGACAGCAAGAGCUCCACCGAUUCGACAACGAGCAAGUAUCGUAUACAGUUUUAAGUUAGAAGCGGCUUCCGCUAUCAUGUGCCUGAUUUAAACCGGCCGAAAAUUUCGUUUUGGCUGGAAUAAUACAGGGUGUUUUGUAAACAGAGUAAAAACGGAAAACGACAAGUAAAAUGAGAUACCAGGAUCAUGGAAAAAAUGUUAAAAAAAAUCUAUCUAUAAAAAUUUCGAAGUUAUGAGAGUUUAAAUUUUGUAAUUUAACGUUAUUUGUAGCUUUUAUUUACAAAGUUUUUGUACGAUUAUUGAAUAAUUA
Molecule: messenger RNA, 3607 nt
Organism: Tribolium madens (black flour beetle)
Lineage: Eukaryota; Metazoa; Arthropoda; Insecta; Coleoptera; Tenebrionidae
Product: angiomotin-like protein 2
Biological process (GO): regulation of cell migration; actin cytoskeleton organization
Cellular component (GO): plasma membrane; cytoplasmic vesicle; bicellular tight junction
Source: RefSeq, a predicted model, not a curated record